UUUAUCAUGAUAUAAGGAAAUAAAUAAUAACUUUAUUAUUGCCUCUAGGGCAUAUUUCCUUCACAAUAUUCACACAGCAAGUUACAUCGCGGGUCCAAAUUUGUCUUAUGGGGAUAAGUUAUUGAUGCAAAGAAAUGAUAGUAGGCUAUUUUCUCAUGAUUUGCAUGGGAAAGAAGGGAAUAUCGAGCCUAUGAUAUUAAACAUGAUGAGGUUGACAGACUUUAGCCCAGUUUUAGAUUUUAGCCCUCGCAAGCCGGACAAUAUGCAAUCCUACAUCUAUGUGGAGUCACUUGUACGCUUAGAUGUAUACAGAAAAGGAGGCAUUGUGCGUAAGCCAAAAAAGAGGGAAGUUUGGAAAUUAAAGAAGUGGAAGCCUUGCGAGGACGAUCUCUCUCAUCUAGAAGAGAUGUGGAGCCACAUUCAUCAAAAGGAGCAUGACAUAACUGUCUUUUCACAACGAUCUGGCAUACAACUCAAACAUCGUCUGCAAGGUAUAUCGAAUGACGUGAUUCGACAACAAAUAGGCCUGCAAAUUGAUCAAAUCGUUCCAGUAUUUCCAAAUAAGUAUCCAAGAUCCUCCCGACGGCUUAAUUUGGUGGGGGGAAAGCGAGACAGAGAAAAGUUACUUGCUCGUAUGAGGAAGUAUGGAGAUAUUUGCAAGGCUAUGAAUGAGGAAAUUGGGAGGAUCGUUCGUAUGACGGAGAUUGCUAUACAAUAUAAGGUGGGUUCUUCGAGUUCAAAUGAUGCUAUUUCAUCCCAGAAUCACAGUGACGACAAGGAUACAGCUGAGUCUUGAGAGCAUAUCAUGACAGUCUUUUUAGCUUGAUGAGAUAGUUGUUCAGCUUGAAACUCUUGCUACUUUACCCUAAUUUAUCUCUUUCACAUGUAAAACAAACAUUUCCGCAUUACCUUCUAUGUGAUGUUAUGUUUCUUUCUUUAAAAUUUAUUAUAUUUAUCACACAUGUUUAGUGUGUGUGAACCGAUUA
This is a messenger RNA of Aegilops tauschii subsp. strangulata, 986 nucleotides long. RefSeq lists its product as uncharacterized. Lineage: Eukaryota; Viridiplantae; Streptophyta; Magnoliopsida; Poales; Poaceae. The record is from RefSeq and is a predicted model, not a curated record.